This is a messenger RNA of Nipponia nippon (crested ibis), 2112 nucleotides long. NCBI's taxonomy places the organism in Eukaryota, Metazoa, Chordata, Aves, Pelecaniformes, Threskiornithidae. The record is from RefSeq and is a predicted model, not a curated record.
AUGGGACAGAUAGACACCAGGACAGAGAGACACCUGGACAGAUGGCCAACGAGGUACCUGGACAACCGGACAGGCAGAGACCCGGAUACCUGGACAGACGGACAGAAGGACACUGGGGCAGAUGGACACCAGGACAAACAGACACCCGGACAGCCGGACAGACAGAGAUGCAGAUACCUGGACAGACGGACAGAAGGACACCGGGACAGAUGGACAACCAGACAGAUGGAGAUGUGGAUACCUGGACAGACAGACAGAAGGACACCGGGACAGAAGGACACCGGGACAGAAGGACACCGGGACGGACGGAGAUGCAGAUACCUGGACAGACGGACAGAGGACAGCGGGACAGACGGACACCGGGACAACCAGGCAACCGAGCAGACAGAGAUGCAGAUACCUGGACAGACGGACAGAGGGACACCGGGACAGAGGGACACCGUGACAGAUGGACAACCAGACAGACGGAGAUGCGGAUACCUGGGCAGACGGACAGAAGGACAGCGGGACAGACGGACACCGGGACAACCAGGCAACCGGGCAGAGAGAGAUGCGGACACCCGGACAGCUGGACAACCGGCCAGACAGACGGACAGCUGGACAACCGGCCAGACAGACACCCGGCUACCUGGAGAACCGGAGCCCCGGCCCCCCCCCGCAAUAUUUUCCGGCUCCCGGCACACCGGCAUCCCCAUGGAUUUCCUUACCGGCAUCGGCUGCGCCUGUGCCGGGCUCCUGGUGGUGCUGACGGUGGCAUUGCUGGGCGCGGCGUAUCGUUUGGGGCUCCUCUACCAGCUGUGGCAUAAGGUGGACCCCCGAAGCCCCCGGCACGGUGGUGAGUUGGUGGCGGAGGUGUUGAAGGCGCACGGCGUCCGCUUCCUCUUCACCCUGGCUGGUGGCCACAUCUCACCCAUCUUGGUGGCCAGCGAGAAGGUGGGCAUCCGCGUGGUGGACACCCGGCACGAGGCCACCGCCGUCUUCGCCGCCGAUGCCGUCUCCAGGCUCUCGGGUCGCAUCGGCGUCGCUGCCGUCACCGCCGGUCCCGGCGUCACCAACACGGUGACGGCCAUCAAGAACGCCCAGAUGGCCGAGUCACCGGUGCUGCUCAUCGGGGGAGCGGCUGCCCCCGCGGCGCUGGAGGCCCUGGGCAUCCCCUGCUACCUGGGGGGUGCGGCGCGGGGGCUUCUCCCCCCCGGCAGCCCCCUCCUCCUGCGCCAGAACCGCCGCGACGCCCUCCGCGACGCCGACCUGGUGCUGCUGGCAGGUGCCGUCUGUGAUUUUCGCCUCUCCUACGGGCGCCUUUUCGGUCGCCGCGCCGCUAUCGUGGCCGUUAACCGGGACCGGGCGCAGCUUCUCCGUAAUUCCGAUGUUUUCUGGAAACCCCGGCUCGCCGUUCAAGGCGACGCCGCCUCCUUCGUGGCGCGGUUGGCGCGGAGCCUGCGGGGCUACGCCUGCCCCCGGGGUUGGCUGGAGGGGCUGCGGGAGGCCGAUCGGAAAAAGGAGCAGGCGAACCGGGAGAAGGCAGCGACCCCCACCCCGCAACACCUGAACCCCCUGGACCUGCUGCACCGCCUGGAUGCGCUGCUGCCCCCCGAGAGCCUCCUCGUAGCCGACGGGGGGGACUUCGUGGGCACCGCCGCCUACAUCGUCCGUCCCCGCCGUCCCCUCGCCUGGCUGGACCCCGGAGCUUUUGGCACGUUGGGAGUCGGCGGAGGGUUCGCGCUCGGCGCCAAGCUCUGCCGUCCCGACGCGGAGGUUUGGGUCCUUUACGGUGACGGCUCGCUGGGCUACAGCUUGAUGGAGUUCGACACCUUCGUGCGGCACAAGACGCCUGUCAUCGCGCUGGUGGGCAACGACGCGUGCUGGAGCCAGAUUGCCCGGGAGCAAGUGGCUUUGUUGGGCAGCAACGUGGCGUGUGGCCUCGAGUACCUGGACUACCACGCGGUGGCCGAAGCUCUGGGUGGCAAAGGCUUCGUGGUGGGUCGCCCGGACCACGAGCGGCUGGACGCCGUCCUCCGUGCUGCGCAGGAUGCGUGCCGCCAAGGCCGCCCCGUUCUCAUCAACGCCCUCAUCGGCAAAACCGACUUCCGCGACGGCUCCAUCUCCGUUUAG